Messenger RNA from Myotis myotis, 1614 nucleotides. RefSeq names its product mucin 13, cell surface associated (gene MUC13). The record is from RefSeq and is a predicted model, not a curated record. Bases 1 to 1614 code for a protein of 537 amino acids. NCBI's taxonomy places the organism in Eukaryota, Metazoa, Chordata, Mammalia, Chiroptera, Vespertilionidae. The transcript has 12 exons.
AUGGCGCUCUUGUGCCAUCAGCCAAGAUACAACCACUGCCACCAAUCCAACUCCCGCAACCACUACCACCGCCCCAGCUCCCGCUACCACUACCACCACCCCAGCUCCCGCUACCACUACCACCGCCCCAGCUCCCGCUACCACAACCACCGCCCCAGCUCCCGCUACCACUUCCACCCCCCCAGCUCCCGCAACCACUACCACCUCCCCAGCUCCCGCUACCACUACCACCGCCCCAGCUCCCGCUACCACUACCACCGCCCCAGCUCCCGCAACCACUACCACCGCCCCAGCUCCCGCUACCACUACCACCGCCCCAGCUCCCGCUACCACUACCACCGCCCCAGCUCCCGCAACCACUACCACCGCCCCAGCUCCCGCUACCACUACCACCGCCCCAGCUCCCGCUACCACUACCACCGCCCCAGCUCCCGCUAUCACUACCACCGCCCCAGCUCCCGCUACCACUACCACCGCCCCAGCUCCCGCAACCACUACCACCGCCCCAGCUCCCGCUACCACUACCACCGCCCCAGCUCCCGCAACCACUACCACCACCACGAUAGCACCUACUUCCAGCAGUGUCAAUUCACCAGGCCAGGUCUUUGCAAAGAAGAUUCCUGUGGCAGUGAUGCUUCGUGUGUGGGUCUGAAUAACUCAUACUUUUGCCUGUGUAUUGAUGGGUAUUACUAUAAUUCUUCCAAAUGCAAUAAAGGAAAGGUUUUCCCUGGAACAAUUAAAGUAAAGGUAUCAGAAACAACUGGCUUGGAAAAUGAAAAGUCGCCGGCCUAUGAAAAGUUAUACAUGCAAAUUAGAAAAUUCUUUGCAGAUGCAUUUAAAAAUCCUGAUUAUGGACAGACUGUGAUUCAUAGAGUAAGAACAUCUGCUCCAGCAAGAUCUGAAAUGCGUGCUGGUGACAAGCUGGUUGAUGUAACAGUAGUAAACCUUUUUGCAGAAACUUCAGAAGAAAAUGAGACGACCGUAUCUAACGCAAUUAAUAAAGCAGUUGCAAGCAACCCUAAUACCUUUUCAGACUAUACUAAGCAAAAUCGGUGUGAGUUCUAUGGGUGUGUAAAUGAGCAAGACGACUGCAGUGAUAUCUUACAGUGCAAGUGCAAACCGGGGCUGUCAAGACCCAACCCACAGACGGCUCUGUGUCUUGCUUUGGGUCCAAAGUGUCCUGAUACCUGCAAAGCAGAGUACAACAUGCAGUGCCUGGUGCAGAGCGGUGGGAGCCUUGACUGCGUGUGCCUGCCGGGCUACCAGAGGGACGCCAAGGGGAGCUGCCAAGCGUGUGCAUUUGGCUACAGUGGAGUCAACUGUGAAGACCCAUUUCAGCUGAUUCUCACUAUCGUGGGCACCAUUGCUGGCAUCCUCAUUCUUGGCAUGGUGAUUAUCCUAAUUCCCGUUACUAAUUACAGAUCGAAGACAAAGGGCAUUGAAGAACAGAACCUGAUUGAGAACGACUAUCACAGUGUGAGAAUGUCGACAACAGGCUUCAGCAAUCUCGGAGCAGAAGGGAGCCUCUUCCCUAAAGUCCAAGCCACCUUCCCCAAGGACAGCCUCAUGCAGAACCCCUACGCACAGAGAAGCAUGCCCCGCCCCGACUAUUAG